Messenger RNA from Drosophila melanogaster (fruit fly), 968 nucleotides. RefSeq lists its product as uncharacterized. Gene Ontology annotation, biological process: nucleotide-excision repair; proteasome-mediated ubiquitin-dependent protein catabolic process. Bases 59 to 931 code for a protein of 290 amino acids. The record is from RefSeq and is marked reviewed. Lineage: Eukaryota; Metazoa; Arthropoda; Insecta; Diptera; Drosophilidae. The transcript has a single exon. Gene Ontology annotation, molecular function: damaged DNA binding; polyubiquitin modification-dependent protein binding; ubiquitin binding. Gene Ontology annotation, cellular component: cytoplasm; nucleus.
CUUUCACAUAACUAUCACAAAUUCUCGCAGCCAAAUUAAGUUUAACAAAACAAAAACGAUGAAGCUGUCUAUACGCAUGCUGGACCAACGCACCAUCACUUUGGAGAUGAACGAAUCGCAGGAGGUGAGGGCUCUGAAGCAGAAAUUGGGCAAUUUACCCGAAGUCGCCAUGCCCGCGGAGAACCUUCAGCUGAUAUACAGUGGCCGCAUUAUGGAGGAUGCCAUGCCCCUCAGUGAAUAUCGUAUAGCCGAGGACAAGAUCAUUGUGUUGAUGGGUAAGAAGAAGGUUGAUAAGAGCUCGCCAGAGGAGAAGGUUGCCCCGACACCACCGUUGGCCGCUGGCCCAAAUGUUUUGCGCACAGAGGAUGUGGUGCCUUCACUAGCUCCCAAUGAUCAGUGGGUGAGCGAUCUCAUGUCAAUGGGAUAUGGCGAAGAGGAGGUACGCUCAGCCCUCCGGGCGAGCUUUAAUCAUCCGGAAAGGGCUAUAGAGUAUUUGAUUAAUGGGAUUCCUCAGGAGGUUGUUUCAGAGCAGGGAUUAGCUGCAAUCCCGAGCGUACAGACAAGUGAUCAAUUGCAGCAAUUAAUGGCAGAUCUUAACAUUACACGGAUGCGUGAGAUGAUUAAUCAGAAUCCAGAACUAAUACACAGACUAAUGAACAGACUGGCUGAAACCGAUCCGGCUACCUUCGAAGUCUUUCAGCGUAACCAGGAGGAGUUAAUGAACAUGAUUUCAGGCGGCGCAAGUCGCACCCCGAACGAGAUUGAACAUUUACAGAUUACUUUAACCGCCGAAGAAACCGCCGCCGUAGGGCGUUUGGAGGCACUGGGUUUCGAACGUGUGAUGGCCGUUCAGGCCUAUCUGGCCUGCGACAAGGACGAGCAGCUGGCCGCAGAGGUACUAAUACGCCAGUCAGAAGAGGAUCGAGACUAAUAAAGCGAUUCGGAGCACGUAAAUGCACCCAGAACAU